GAGCGGGACACCCCCGCCGCCCUCGGGGCUCUGCGGCCUGCGCGCGCUGCAGGCGCGCGGCCGCCGCCCGAGGGCGCAUGGUGGACGUGGCCGAGGAGGAGGAGGGCGGCAGCUCCAGCUCUUGCUGCACCUCGUGCUGCGCCAGACUGUUCGCGUCGUGGACGCAGCAUGAGAUCCUGACGCUGACCACGCGGGGGGCCAGCUGCUUCAGCAUCGCGGUGCUGCUCUUCGAGGUGCUGGCGUACAACCUCGUCUUCCUGGGCAAGGUGCUGCCGGCAGCUGGCAAGGAGUCGCUGGUCGUGCCCUGCCUGGCGCUGUUCGAUUCGCUGUGGCUGAUGACCAUGUGGAGCUACGUCCAGGCGCAGCUGACAGACCCCGGGCAGGUGCCAGACAGGUGGCACGCUUUCGUGGAGGAGCUCCAGAGACAACAUGUCCGUGGUGGCCCCCCGCGUGGCGCCCCCUGGUUGGCAGCCCGGUAA
Prorocentrum cordatum is the source of this 479-nucleotide messenger RNA. Lineage: Eukaryota; Dinophyceae; Prorocentrales; Prorocentraceae. The record is from the annotation of a GenBank genome assembly.